AUGGUGAACGCGCAAAAUGUGACCUCUUUGAAGGCGACAGAUCUUCCAGCAACAGUUGAUGAGGCAGAGCUGCGUUUGAUCUUCGGUCGGGAUAUGGUCUCUGUACAGCUCCCUCGCAGUUCCACAGGAGGGAAUUGUGGAUAUGCCAUUCUUGGCUUCGCUUCGCCUGAAAGUGCAGAGCGGGCAAUGCGCCAGAAUGGACAACGUCUUCCCAAUCGGAAGGUUGCUCUCCGCUUGGCACCAUGCAGCACCGUCUCAGGCCGAAAACCAUUGGCAAGCUACCAGCUUUGCGUGGGCAACCUUGGAGCGCAGGUGUCGGAUGCAGAUUUGUACAGUGCCUUCAGGUCUUUUUCCGACAUCGUGCUUGGUGCUAGAGUUCCAGUUGACCAUAGUGGACGAAACAGAGGCUUUGGUUUCAUCAGACUCUCCGACGAUGACGCCGCUGGGUCUUUGGCUGUCAAAGCACAUGGGUUCCAACUUUCUGGGCGAGCAGUCACCGUUCGCCAGUGCCUUCAAGCUGAUGCUACUGCAGGAAAUCGAACGUUGCUAGGUUUCUUCCAAUGGAAACGUCGCUCUGCGUGCUUUCAGUGUGAAUGA
Molecule: messenger RNA, 597 nt
Organism: Cladocopium goreaui
Lineage: Eukaryota; Dinophyceae; Suessiales; Symbiodiniaceae
Source: the annotation of a GenBank genome assembly